This is a messenger RNA of Mytilinidion resinicola, 2940 nucleotides long. RefSeq lists its product as uncharacterized. Bases 1 to 2940 code for a protein of 979 amino acids. The transcript has 6 exons. The record is from RefSeq and is a predicted model, not a curated record. NCBI's taxonomy places the organism in Eukaryota, Fungi, Ascomycota, Dothideomycetes, Mytilinidiales, Mytilinidiaceae.
AUGGGCGAGGCCACGAGCACUCGAGCCCCGCCAGCCAAUAGCCGUCCACUGUGCUACCAUCCUCAUCCUCAACCACGGCCACUGCCUCCCUCACGCCCACUGCCUUCCUCACGCCCACGUUGCACCGCGCCGCCAGUGGGUGCGUCUGCCGUUCCAUCGCGCGCCUCAUCACAAGACGAUGCGACCAGCGUGCCGGGCUUCAGUCUGACAUGGGCCGCAUUUGACCUCGACCGCAUACAGCUCGGCCCUGUCUCACGCCGCUCCUCCACGGACUCUCGAGCCCUCACGCUACCCAGCCGCAAGCUGUGGACCAUUGGGCUGAAGCAGCGCGCGCCGCUUCUGUCUCCGUCUCGACGACAACGAGGCAGCACAAUCGAUCCGGCACUCAUAUAUUCAGGGCAGGAGCCUUUUGGUACCAGACCGUUUCCGCGCGGGCGUUCAGAAAAGGAGCCCAUGCAACAUCCCGUUCGCUACACGCCCCGCCACCCGCUAUUCUUGAACCAUACCCCCCGCGCUCUCAAAAUGGAUACCAAAAGCCUACCAGAUCUUCCCGACGAGGCGCAUGCCUUGCCUCAACUUUCUUCCCUUGACUAUGACCCUUUUGAAGACUUCGACGCUCCCUCACAGUUCCGAUCAACCUCCGCCAACGGAUACAGCUCCAACACACCCCCUGACCUCGACAACGAGGACUACGACCGUCCCUCGAGUCCUCUAGAAGGCAACGAGGACGCCUCAGACUACUUCCAAUCCAAAUAUCACAACCAAAGCUUGAGUACCACAGACACCGGCCACUCGACCUCGGUCUCUUCUCCACGCCCACGUUUCUGGAACUCGACCGAUUCUGCCGACUUUGAGUGCGCCGUCGCUGGGGAGUACUCGCCUUACGACAACGACCUAUCUGCCGACUCUGAGCGCGGUCAUAGCUCAGCCACCGAUCGUCUGCACACUUCACAUUCGCUGAAUUAUUUGAACAUGAAGGCCCCGCCAAUCCUAUCUCCUCAUCUACAGCGCCAGGCUUCAUUGCCCAUGCCCAAUAACACUUACGAUCUCGCCUUCUUUUUGAAGAAUACGAAUCCACCUAAUUAUUCAGGUGGAGCGUCUACCCAUCCAACUAAAGAGGACGCGGUGGCGCGGAGGAAGAGUAAACACAAGAGCCCUUUGAGGUUCUUGCGAGUGACGAGAAGGAGUCUAGCCUCAAAGAUCGGAUCGACUGAGGGGCCUGACGAAAGAGAUGUGCUCUUCCCCAAGUCCUUUGUCCCACCUGAGGGAGUGGUACAGAAAGUCUCCCGUGACGGCAAGAAGUAUCUCCAGAUAGUGACCGAUGACAAGUCAAUGACCUCACAUCUUGAUAUCCCAACGAACAACGAUAGCCAGAAGAAGCAUUCAGUCGCUUUCUCGGAUCGAACGGACACACCAGACACCGAUGUGCUUGAGUCUUGGUUAUCUUUCAAUCUGCAGAAGCAAGGCGAAGACGAUGUCAAGUGUGAUCACGACAUGAGCAAGGCAGUGAGAUUAAUCAAGCAGCACGACCACUUGGAGAUACGUCACCAUGAAGGUGAAUUGACCACUGUGGCACAUGAGGACGCCACGCACGACCCGCCAAUAAGCCAAAAUCGCUCAAAACCAGAUCAGGCUUCUACUAACCUUGAAGAAUCAAGUACCAGCAACUUGCAGUCACUACCCCCAGACCUGAAAGCUGCCCUCUUCAGUAAUCCACCUUCGACCAGGCAGUCCGCCGCGGGUAUGCCUGAGGCUGCAUGUGAAGAUCAGAGCCCUGAGAGUGAUAGCGACAGCGUCGAAUUACCCGAGUUCCCUCGGCCCCCGUCAGAAGAGACUCGCGUAUCACUUGAGCGAGGCAAAGAGCGUCUUGCUGGUCAAGGCUUGCACAGACCUUCAGUCAAAGACGCCGAUGAACAGCCAGAACCUCCACCAAAGGAUGAUGUGAAUGACACCAUCCGUACUAGAGAGGACUCCGGCGUCGGCCAAUUAUGCCAACGUGAUCCCAGCGAGUUUGGCCUCGGAGCAAAGGACUCCACACGAAAGAGCCGGGAGGAACGGAUCCGGGCUCGCAAGUUGCGUGAUAUGCAACGCAUCAAGAGCAACAUCGACGAAGUCGUUGGCAGAGGGGUUGAGUCGCCAACAUCACCUGAAUCUAUGAGCACUCAACAGAUGUCUCCCGUGCAGGAGAGGCAUUCGGAGCCGUCCCCAAGCAAGAUCGUCGAGGAACCGGAGCGACCUGUAUCAGAGCUUUCAACAGUCCGCUCAUCACUCGACAGCAGAGUUCUGGGUGAUGGCCAUUCGCGUCACAUCUCAAUCGACACAGUCUCUACAGCACCCACGCCGGGUUUCACCACUGGGUACACACCUACCUCGAGUCGCAUGAGCCUCACCCUCACCCCGAUCAUGCUCGUCGCCGAGCAGAUUCCAGUGACGAAGUCCAAGCCCACCAAAAAGCCGGCACGGCUUAUCCUACGCGAUCACCAAACGCCACAGUCCAGCAUAAUUGCAACCCACGAACCUGUAGAAUCGAGUGCAGAAAGCAUACCCGUGGCUCCGGCCGUCAAAGAGAGAUCAGGAUUGCGCCACUUCUCUGCGCCCGCAAAUCUGCCUUCAACCUCUACCGAUGUUGGCACAGCGAUUCCGACCAACAGGCACCUUCGCAACCACCGCCACACCCCCUCGCGCGCCUCCUGCGCCAGCACCGCAAUCGGACCGCAGACCCGUGACCAACUACAGGAAGCCCAGAUGGAGGCGCUACAGCGCGAGAACCGCCUCCUCGAAGCCGCGCUCAUGGCUGUGCUGAAGAGUGGUGGGCGGCUUAACAAGUGUCCGUGCCAGCUAAAGGGCGGCGCUGAGGGCGAGGGCGCAGACGAAACGGCUGGAGAGGAAAAAGGGGCGUUGGAGGUCUAUCUGGCUACUAGAGUCGGUGGGGGCCUAUGA